GGGCAAAGCGGCGAUCGUAUCAUGAUGGACCUACUUUUAGACUGCGCCAUCUUUCUUCCCGUCGAAGCUAACAUGGGAAACUACUACCAGCUCUCAGGCAUGCCCCUGUCUGAAGUGCAACUUGACAGUGUUGUGAGCAAUGGUCCAGGAAACACUAAUACAAAUACCCAGCCAAUUGCAAAGUCACUAUAUCUCCAAAGCGAGGACAGAACGCCUGGGUCAAUUACAUUUGUCCGUAGUCGCAUGUUGUAUGCAAAGGCCGCCCUGAAUGCAAACGGGGGCGUCAGAUUCGGCCUGCGCCAUAUACGUGCGUUCCCUGUCUCAUCAAUUUGCACCUCCUGA
Bipolaris victoriae FI3 is the source of this 342-nucleotide messenger RNA. RefSeq lists its product as hypothetical. The annotation marks the transcript as partial. The transcript has a single exon. NCBI's taxonomy places the organism in Eukaryota, Fungi, Ascomycota, Dothideomycetes, Pleosporales, Pleosporaceae. The record is from RefSeq and is a predicted model, not a curated record.